GGUGAGCCUGUGUAAAUUGUAGCCUCUGUUUCCUGUUCUUAGCUGACAGGAGUGGCAGCCUGGUGUGGUCUUCUGCUGCUGUAGCCCAUCUGCUUCAAGUUGUCUGCAGUCUCUGGUCAUCUCCUGUUAGUAUGUCCGCAGUCUCUGGUCAUCUCCUGUACUGUGUAAUGCAGUCUCUGGUCAUCUCCUGUACUGUGUCCGCAUCUCUGGUCAUCAAACCUGUACUGUGUCCGCAGUCUCUGGUCAUCUCCUGUACUGUGUCCGCAGUCUCUUGGUCAUCUCCUGUACUGUGUCCGCAGUCUCUGGUCAUCUCCUGUACUGUGUCAGCAGUC
Messenger RNA from Staurois parvus, 332 nucleotides. Lineage: Eukaryota; Metazoa; Chordata; Amphibia; Anura; Ranidae. The record is from the annotation of a GenBank genome assembly.